This is a messenger RNA of Gymnodraco acuticeps, 1395 nucleotides long. Its product is annotated as protein FAM200A-like. Gene Ontology annotation, molecular function: protein dimerization activity. The record is from RefSeq and is a predicted model, not a curated record. The transcript has a single exon. The coding region runs from base 1 to 1395 and encodes 464 amino acids. Lineage: Eukaryota; Metazoa; Chordata; Actinopteri; Perciformes; Bathydraconidae.
AUGCAUGGGGAUAAACAGGCACGGGAGCUGGAAGCAGUGCCGCUGUCUGACGGGACCAUAUCCCGGCGCAUCACGGACAUGGCCCAGGAUAUCAAGUAUCAGCUGAUUGACAGAGUGAAGAAAGGGAAAUAUGCUUUGCAGUUAGACGAAUCCACAGAUAUGUCAAACUCUGCCCAACUGCUUGUUUUCGCCAGAUACAGUUUUGAUGGAAAACUUGAUGAGGACAUGCUGUUUUGCACCCCGCUGGAGCUAAAGUGCACAGGCGAGGACAUUUUCACAAAACUUGACAACAAAAUAAAAGAAGAGAGACUGUCUUGGGAUGAGUGCAUCGCUGUGUGUACAGAUGGUGCUGGAGCAAUGCUGGGGAAAAAGAGAGGACUAAAAGCAAGAGUCUUACAAGUGGCGCCCCAUGUUAUCUUUACGCACUGUAUUAUCCACAGAGAAGCUCUAGCGAGUAAAACGCUUGACCCAGAGCUUAAAAGUGUUCUUGAGACGGCGAUAAAAAUGGUCAACUACAUCAAAUCCCGUCCACUCAAUACCAGGCUGUUCGCCAAUCUCUGCAACGAACUGGGAUCGGAGCAUCAGGGCCUGCUGUUCCACACAGAAGUCAGGUGGCUUUCAAGGGGAAAUGUUCUCAGCCGCCUGUAUGAACUGCUGGACGAGGUGCGCUUAUUUCUUACGGAGCAUGGGUCCCAGCUCGCUGACCACCUGACUGACCCUGACUGGUUAACAAGGCUGGCAUAUUUGUCUUGCAUAUUUGACAGACUGAAUGGACUUAACCUGUCAUUGCAAGGUGAAAACACAAGCAUCAUGUCUUUGAAUGAUAAAAUCUGUGCAUUCAAGAGGAAAGUGGAUCGCUGGACUGCGCGAGUUGAAAUGGGCAGGAUUGAUAUGUUUCCUGAGCUGGAGGAAUUCAUAGAGGAAAAUGAUCUUAGUGUUAACUCUGUGAAGAAGUCUAUCCCUACCCACCUGCAAGCCCUCCUGGAACACUUUAACAAGUAUUUCCCAGAGGAAGCAGCUCCGGAAAAAUAUGACUGGAUAAGAUCACCAUUUACCGUAACGACCGCAAGUCAUCUGUCAUCCGACAUGGAGGACGCACUGACUGAACUGUCAAGUGACCGCACAUUAAAGACAGCUUUUAAUGCGAAGAUGCUUGCUGAGUUCUGGAUUUCAGUUGAGAGGGAAUACCCACAGCUUUCCAAGGCCGCGAUGGACGUUCUGACGCCGUUUGGCUCCACAUACCUGUGCGAAAAGACUUUCUCGGCACUGACAUACAUAAAAAACAAAUACAGAUCUCGUCUAAACGUGGAGGAUGAUCUCCGAGUGGCCGUCUCCAAAAUUAAGCCCAGGAUGGAUUUGCUGUGCUCCAUGCAUAUUGCCCACCCGUCUCAUUAG